Messenger RNA from Aspergillus neoniger CBS 115656, 885 nucleotides. RefSeq lists its product as uncharacterized. NCBI's taxonomy places the organism in Eukaryota, Fungi, Ascomycota, Eurotiomycetes, Eurotiales, Aspergillaceae. The record is from RefSeq and is a predicted model, not a curated record. The transcript is spliced from 2 exons. The coding region runs from base 95 to 835 and encodes 246 amino acids.
CAAUGGCACAACGUGAAUCAAAGUCGACAAUGAUGGCUCGAUGACUCAUAUCCCUCGCCUUCGACCCCGUGCAGAUCCUGUGUUAUGAUGCAAUAUGCAAGUCUUUAUUUCCUCCGAUGCAAGAGACGACUGUGCCUUGGAACGGAUAAUACCCGGAAGCCUGCGGCCUGGAAGCGAGGCAGAUGUGGCAAUACCAACCUCUUCACUGGCGUGGGGAUUUGAUCCGGAACGCGAUUGCAUGAGCAGCCCAUGCUUGCAGAGGGACUAUCGUGGUAUGAAGGCAGAUGCGAGGGCUGGAUCGCAAAGUAAGUUUGAACCGGGGACGCAUCGAAGUCAGUGGCAAGGCAAGGGAGAAGACCAGUACUUUUGCCGACGACAACGCCCAGAACCUUUCCAUUCUUUCGAAAUCCAAAGUUUACUCUAUAACUGGGUAUAUCGGCUCCACUGGCCAAUACGGCCACUCAAAAUUGUGACUGUCUUUGGCUCAGACUGUAAAGGCGAACAACUGACCCAGCAGAGACAUGUAUUGCAGCAUUUCACUCUAAUCGGUAGGCAAAUCACUCCGUGUGAACGUGAUCUAGUCAUAGCAUUGUCUAUCCCCACAUGGCCUAGCUAUUCGCACUGGAUACGCUCACUGAAGAGACAGAAUCAUCUCUACUCUACGUACUUCAAUAAUAUCAGCAUUCUUUUCAUGCAGUACACAAUGCACAUCGCCGGUGCCAACUCAACGAAGAUUCCCUCUGCCCUUGUCGCGAAGUCGGUGCUCUCACCGAUGCUUUCAACCCGCUCCUUCUUUGGCGAUUGUUGCAUUGGAUGCUCACUUACUUUUAUGUGAGAGAGAAGCCGACAGUCAGUGAAGAAGUGACGUCCAGAUUCCACCAUCCG